This is a messenger RNA of Solanum tuberosum (potato), 1058 nucleotides long. Its product is annotated as ribonuclease P protein subunit p29-like. Gene Ontology annotation, molecular function: ribonuclease P RNA binding. The record is from RefSeq and is a predicted model, not a curated record. Gene Ontology annotation, cellular component: ribonuclease P complex; ribonuclease MRP complex. Gene Ontology annotation, biological process: rRNA processing; tRNA 5'-leader removal. NCBI's taxonomy places the organism in Eukaryota, Viridiplantae, Streptophyta, Magnoliopsida, Solanales, Solanaceae.
CACAAUUUACUUAUUUUUUGUUGUUGUUAACACACCUAAGUUAUUAUUAGUAUUCCCAAAUAUAAAGCUUGAAGGAGAGAGGGGAGCAUAACAAUGGUGGAUGAAACAAUGUCCGAACAACAAAAGAAACGAACAAUGGAGGCAUUAGAGCGAAGAUUCACUCAAGCAAAAGCUGAAAUUCAUCAACAACAACACAAGAACAAGAAAAUCGGUGUUACGACAAAAACUCUAGCUGAAAACAACAUUGGACUCACCUCCCAGCGUAUCAAUUGCCUUCACUGCUCAAAUCAACGACACCUUCCUCAGCUCCGUCAUCCAAAAAAGGCCAUAUGUCUUUUUCUGGCCAUACAUCUGCUCAAGAUUUCUUGUAAAAACAUGACUGCUAAUGAUAUUUUGCACGAUCUUCUCCAACAUGGUGAUUCAGCUCAGAAAUAUAUUCAGGGGUCAAAAAAUGUGAAAGUUGAUAACUGGAUUCUUCUUGAUAAUGUUGUGCAAAAGAGCAGCAUUGCUACUGGAGCUCGUAGUCGGGCUUUGCAGAGACAGUCAAAGAGAUCUAAAAGACAGUCCAUAAAGCAACAUAAGAAGUUUGGAUCAUUCGAUUUCCAUCAAGAGUCCCACAACUAUGACAUAUUCAAGCCAAUGCAUGAUAAGUGGAAAGACUACGUGAAAAAACUCGUAAAGAAUAUUAGGAAAAAUCAGUUAUCACAAUGUCUUCUUAAUGCAGCCUUACAUGGUGCACUUAUUCUAGUUGUUCAGUGCACUAUAGGAGGCUUUAUUGGUGUACGUGGUAUCAUGAUUUGUGAGACCGUAGAAACACUUGGAAUAAUUACAGAAGACAACAAAUUCCAAGUUGUACCGAAAAAACUUUCUGUAUUUAUGCUACAAGUGGAUUGCUGGAAAGUUACAUUGCUUGGAGACAAACUCAUUUCAAGAAACAUGACUACAUGAUAUUGUUAACUCUCAACGGAGGAUUAUGAGAAGCAAUCUGGACAAAAAGUGAACAAAGAGGAGCUUUUACUAUUUGCACCAUAAUGUAGGAGUUGGUAUUUCACUUCAAG